GCUAUGAACAUCUCUUCGCUUGGCUUUCGAAGUUCUCUUAUUUCGAUUUAAAUAUCACCUGAGACGCACAUCAAGGGAAAAGUUGUUUUUUUCAUUUUUUGUUCCUUCUUCUUUGUUGCUUCAGUCUCUCCUAUCCUGUUCUUAUAUGAUGAAUGUGAGCUCCAUGGCAGUGGUGGAGAUGCUGAAGUUAGGAGUGAUUUAGCAUGUUUUUUGACAUUUUUUUAGUUUUUUUUGUAUUGAUCUAUAGUGGACAUUAAUGUUUUUGCCUGGCAAUAUCUCAAUAUUUAUUUUAUUUUAUUUUAUUUUAUUUAAAUAGUUUGCGUGGUAUGAGUAGUUGUAUUGAGAUGAAAUUGACGAUGAAAUCAGCUGCUGAAAUAACCAUAAAUAAUGGAAGGAAUAUAAAGAAAGCAUAUAUGUGAAAUGAAUUAGUAAAGUUUCUAAAGGACUGCUUUUGGCCUUUGGAGAUUGGCUCUCUCAGUAUGAAGGUUGAUCAGUGGCAAAUCUUUAGGGUGAAACCUUGCUAGAUAGAAGAAGUGAGAAUUCAAGUAACAAAUGUUGGAUUCGAAGCAAAAGCGCUAUCUUUAUUGAACUCUGAAGGAUUUUUUUGCACUUGGUUAGUUAAAACGAGAGAGUAAAAGAAUAAUUAGAAGUGGGUGUUGGCCCAUGUAUAUGCGCACCUUGAUUAAGAUUUAAAAAUCAUGAAAUAAUUCUUAAUGGAUAAUUUAUUUAGAGAGUAAAUUAGAUAUUUACCAAACUUUUGAUGGCUCCUUGAUGUUGGAAUUGUUUUACCCUUCGCUUAUCAUUCUACUUGGAUCCUUUUUUCUUGAUUGGUCUCAUCAUUCAUUCUUUUUUUCUUAAUUUGGCCUCACUACCUUGGCUUCUAGUUCCUAUUGGCCUCACUACCAGAGCAAGAGAUUACUUGAUUCUUCAAUUGAUGAAUAAAAGAAAAAAGCUUGAUAUAAUGAGUUGUUUAUAGUUUUCUAAUUAUAACAUAAAAGAUAAGAUAAUUUAUAAUAUUCAGUCCCUAAUCAUAUAACUAGAUAAAUUAAUAGAUAAGGCAUCUAAUUAUCUUAAUAGCUUUUAUAAUUAAUUAAAAAAGAAAUAAAAUUUUAAUUGGUUAUGGCAAAUAUGAUUUUGGCUUCGUUUGGGAUAGCUUCCUUACUGCUUUCUAAAACAACUUUCCAGCACAUAAAUUCGAGUUCAAGAAAUUUUUGUACUAAUAAACCGUUUUAAAAAGCUGAAAGAAAGCUAUCUUAAACGAAGUCUUAAUCCUCAUCCUAUCAUGACUAAGACGUCCAAGCAUUAUUUCCAUGUAGUAUUUUGUGGAGAGCUCCUUCAUGAUCUCGAUUAGGUUUUAAAUGAUUUGAUUUGGCCUCUUCUCUUCAUCUUUUAGCUCAUGGUAGCUCAUGAGCUUGAAUGGCCUGAUCUUUUUUGACCUUAACAUCCUCUUUAAAGGAUGAUUGCACUGCAUAUAUGAAUCCAUGAUAACUAUAAAUUCUCGCUCCUAAAUGGCAAUUGUUUGCUCAACUGUUUCAAUUAUAUUUCUUGUAACCUUUUCAUCUUCUCUUCAUGUAUUGACAGCUCAAACUCUGUAGCUUCAAUUCUUUUCAUGUUUUGCCUAUCCUUUGAGGCACUAGUAUGGUCAUCUUGGGCAGUCAUUAUGUAAUGCCUCUGGAAUCAAUUUUCAAACACAUUUUAGACCAAAAUAUUAAGCUCAGAAAUGAGUAUCAAGUACUUGAUAUUUCCAAUACAACAUAUUGUACUUAUAGUUGGUUCUAACAUGUUUUCCUCUCUCAGGGUGGUACCCCAUUCAAGGUGGUUUGUCCUAAACCAUGGCUGAAGCUGAGGUUAUUUCUUUAAAAGAAGCCCUUUACAAGCAAGCUCAAUCAAUACAAGAACUUUCUGCUGAACUUGAGGAGGAAAGAAAAGCUGCAGCAUCCGGGGUUGAUGAGGCUCUUUCGAUGAUCUUUCGCCUUCAAGAAGAAAGGGCUAUGGAGAAGAUGGAAGCUAGUCAGUACAAAAGAAUGGCAGAGGCAAAGAUGAUCCAUGCCGAGGAAUCAUUAGCAUUUCUCAAAGAAACUAUACUUGAAAAAGAGAUUGAGAUUGCAGCUCUCAAGUUUCAAGUGCAGUCCUAUAGGCAAAAUAUAAUAAGAGUUGGCAUAAGUAAUGCUGAUUAUGUCAAGGAGGCCAACAUGUUUGAGAGUGUAAAUAAUACCUUUUUGAAGGUGACAGGAUCUAAUGAUAGAUUUAGAAGGCAUAUAUCUAUGCCUUCCGGUUGGCUUGAUAGUUCGAAUUUCGGUUUCGAUAUCAUUGAUAAGAAUGAACCUUUAAUUCCUUCUGUACCUUCAAUAUGGAGUGAGACUGGUGAGUGCUCAAAACAGCUCAGUGAACAAAGGACCGAAUUCUUUCCUAACAAAUCCAUUAUUGAAGAAGUUGCUUCCAAUUCAGAAUUACAAGAAGUAAAAGAAGAUCUCAAAAGCAUACAGAUAAAUUCAAAAUGCAGCUAUUGUUCAAGUUUGCCAUCUCAAAAGCACAGAUUAGAGCUUGAUUCAUUCAGCUUCUCAUAUCUGGAGAAAGAUUCAACUGGAGAGACAAGUCACUCGACGAAUAUACAGGACAUCUAUGAAAUUCCAAAUAGUACCACCAAUGAGUCUUGCAAGUCUGGUUCAUGUAAAACUUCUAUUGGAGCUGUGCAGAAUGUUCUUAUAGAAUCAUUAGGUGAUGAUUUAACUAACAGGACACCAAUGAAAUAUCCAACCAUAGGGAAAGGAGUUUUCAUGAAUUCUCUUCAGAGUAGUGAGAUUACUGGAUGUCAUAGUGAUGUUGAGGAGCUAAAACAAAGGGUGCAGAAGCUUGAGAAUGAUCAAUGGGUUAUGAAGGAAGAAGAAUCAAAGAGAAACAAUGAGCAAUUAAACUUACUGAAGCAGAUGCGCGAGCAGCUGAACAUAUUACAGUCUCAAACGAAAGUACCAAAACGUAAGAAGCUUUCUAGACAAGAUGAGAUUUUGUUAGUAUCUAUUACAGAGGCAAUCCUAUCCUUUGCAAUAUAGUUUAGUACAGAUGAUAGUCUCAAAAAACACUUACUGCUUUCCUGACUGAUGAUUAUGAGUUGAUACAUACUUAAAGUUCUCUAAAUACAGUGUCAUAUAUUGUACAGUUCCGUUUUUGUCAGGUAUUGUAAAUUAGAGCCUAUGAUGUUUGGGGGUGUGAAGGAAUGUAUUGUUCUUUGUUUUUUGUUUUGCAAGGUUAUAAAUUGAGUAAACUGUUUGAUUCUCUUCUAA
Dendrobium catenatum is the source of this 3281-nucleotide messenger RNA. RefSeq lists its product as uncharacterized. The record is from RefSeq and is a predicted model, not a curated record. Lineage: Eukaryota; Viridiplantae; Streptophyta; Magnoliopsida; Asparagales; Orchidaceae. The transcript has 2 exons. The coding region runs from base 1833 to 3050 and encodes 405 amino acids.